UGAAACCUGAACGAAAUUAGGAAAAGUUUAAUUUAAAUAUAGAUAAAGUUUAUAACAUUUUAACAAAGGGAGACAAUAACCUUCAGUAGACAAACUUCACUUUUUAUAGCUUGUCUUCCCUUCCACUGCAGAAAAGCAGAAGGUUCUUACAAUAUUUAACAAUUAAGUCAUUAGAGAAAUAUUUCAACUUCACGGACAUGCAAAGGCUAGAAAGAAAUGUAGCUACCAUGUUCCAGAGGAUGUGCAAUGUCAAUGAGCAUGUACAACAAAGUGCAAAUACAUUGAGAGGAAAAUCAAGCCUAAGCGGAUCAGAGCUCAUUGGCCUUCAGUUUUUCACCUUCAUCAAAUGUUUAGUACUUAUGAAGAACAAAGCCAGUGAUGCUACAAAGAACAUUUUGUCAUGAAAAAGAGGGAAAACCAAGAAGAGCAAUUUUUCAUAACCAGGAGAUUCCAUAUAUUCCAGCAAAUUUUGAGAUAACUUAAUUUCUGCAACCAGCACACAAAAUUUGAAAAACUAAGGUGGAUUAUUUCAAGCUGAAUGAAAAUUAAUGAGAUGACCAUUACUAAAACUCUAUCUGACAUUUAUUCCUAUCACCAUUUGAGGAAGAAAACUCAUUCAUUUCAAAAUUUCAAAAAAUACUGCUAGUUCCUUACUUUUUAUAAACAAAAGCAAAUGUCAUUGUUUUGAUUAUGAAUGUCAGUUAAUUAUUAAUUACUGAUUAAUAAUCUAGAUUAUUAGUUUUUAUUGUUUUUGUUUGUUCCUGUGAGUUUAAAACCAAAUCUAAAAGAAGAAAAAAAUAUGAAAAACAACUUAGGAAAUAUGAAAAAAAAAUGAAUUUAUUCCCUUAAUAAUUUUUGAUUCCAUCAAAUAUUCUAUGUCAGAAUCUUACAAUGCCAAAGAUAUGCUGGCCUUGUUGAAAGAGAAUGAAAUUGAGUGUCUUGAAGAAAUCCAUGCAGCGGCCGUUGCUUCCGAGGUCACUGUAGCACAUUAUCCUCACCCUUAUUCUACUUCUGUAAAGCCUUCACUGUCUUCAACAGUGGCCAGUUUACCAGCUGGUGCUAUCUCAGAAAAGAAGCUUUGCACCACUAAGUGUUUCAAGUGUCCAGACUGUAAGAAAUCCUUCUCACAACUUGGCAAUCUGAAGACCCAUCAAAAUAUUCACAGUCCAGUCAAACCAUUUCAGUGUAAAGUAUGUCAGAGAAGUUUUGCACAACAAAGUACCCUCCUGCAGCAUAUGCGACUGCACACUGGUGAGAAACCCUACAAAUGCAAGCUAUGUAAUAAGGACUUUACUCAGUCUUCUCAUUUACAGCAGCACUUGCGUACCCAUACAGGAGAGCGGCCAUACAAAUGCUCAUUCUGUGAUAAGGAUUUUGCCCAACGCUCAACACUCAACCAACACACUUUGACACAUACUGGUAUCAAGCUUUUUAUUUGUCCACAUUGCAACAAAAGCUUUGCACAAGCAAGCCACUUGAAUCAGCAUGUACGUCGACACACUGGGGAAAAACCUUACAAAUGCUAUACAUGCUUGAAGGAAUUCACGCAAUCAAGUAACUUAGCCCAGCACAUGAGAACUCACACAGGAGAAAAGCCAUAUCACUGCUCAUUGUGUAACCGUGAUUUUGCACAGUGCAGUCAUCUAAACCAGCAUAUGCGUAACAAACAUGACAGUAAGUUGUCUGCUGGUAUUGUUAAUAAUAACCAGUACAUUCUGAACAGAUAUCAACAAUUCCAAGAGAAUUCUAAGAGAGAUAACACUUCAAAUUCUGUAGAUGGUUACCAACCAAAUUUCUAUCCAUUAUUUAAUCAAUUAACUUCAAGUCAACAAACAGUAACAUCAUCAAGAGAAAUAGUUUCAACAACUCAUAAAAGUAAACAACCCAACUUGAAUUUUAUGUGUACCAGCACCAACUGUACUCUAACAGACAGUCUGUCCACAAAGAAUAAUUAUCUCCAGGAAAAACCAAUUGAGUUGUCAACUUCCCUUCCAAUUAGCCAGUCCAGUUACUUUAAUCCCCAUAACAGAGAUCAGAUUACAUAUCCCUCAGAUGAAUAUGUGCCAAACUGUGAUCCUUCAUCCCAAACCUUACGUCAGUAUUCAAGAAGUACCCACAAUAAAACUGGUGAUACAUCAGAAGGGAUUUUGCACUUAAACUGGGACAGUAGGAACAACUUAAGUAAAUCAACAGAUGACUCUCAACAUUCUUUCCUGGAUUCAAUUAAGGAAAUGAAAUCUUUGCCUGUAACACAGCAAAAUAUUUAUGCAAAUCAAAUUGAUCCAAAUGAUUCUGGGAAUUCAGAAAGCAAAGCAGAAAGGGACCCUACAGUUCCUAAUGGUAAAUUGGCAGUCAGUCACCUACGAUCACCAAAUAAUUUACAAAGCACUGAAAUCUUAAUGCUGGAAAAUACCCUGACUGUAUACAAUCGCUCAUAUGAUAAUUCCACUCCUACAAAAGACUGUUUAAACAAACUCUCUAUAUCUCACUCAGAAGUGGUUUCUCAUUUGAAGGAAUUGACGGAGAGUGACUGUCAUGCUUUGCCCAUUCAGGAGACAUCCAAUGACAGCCAGGUUCAGGUUUCUGUUUGUGAUCAUUCCCAGAGGAAACAUUCAUUAAAUCAGGAACAACUAGAAAAGAACCCAAUGGGUUUUAAAAGAAAUCAACAUGAAGGUCAAUAUAAACAUCAAACUGAAGAUGACCAGCCAACAUCCAAAGAGAAAUUACACAGUGACUUUUUUUUGCUUCAAAAUAAAUCAUCAGAAGGAAGUAAUUCUUCCUCCCAGCUUGCUCCUGUUAAGCAUAAAGAUCUUUCUAAUAGGUGUUACAACCAUAAAAAUGACACCCAGAAUAACAAUACCAAGUUAACAGACAUAAGGUCAGCAAGUCAAACAGACAAACUGUCAACAAAAGUCACUGAUGGAAAUUGUCUUCAAUCAUUGCCAACUAAAUCACAUUUAUCAAAGGCAUUACAGCAUGGUUCUUCAAACAGUUCCUCUCUUUUAGUUGUUCAGUACAAUUCUACAACUGCCGAAUCUGAAUCAGAAAAUUACCAAUCACCAACCAACCAUCAAGUUACUCAUAUACAGAACUGAACUAUUAAAUAUAUUCUUUUUAUUUCUCCUUUACUGACUGUUUUGGAUUGAGUUAAGACAUUGAAAUAUGACUGGUGAAAGGGUCAUUACCAGAACAUACAGUAUAUAUGGCAAUAUUAUUUAUUUAAAUUCCAAAUAAUGCAUACUUUCUUGUAUACACACUUGUAUAUAUGCACACAAAAAUGGACAACAGCUAUGCUGUGGAUUCACCAACUGCAAUGAAAAAGUCAAAAUCAAACAUAAACGAAUGAAUAUCAAGAGAUGAAGAGAGAAACAGAAACGCUUACAUACAUACUGACAGACAUGCAUGCACAUAAGUGCAUGUAUACACACACACACGCAGACAUAUAUAUCAUACAUACUUGCAUACAUACAUACAUACAUACAAUCAUGCAUGCAUGCAUACAUACAUACAUACAUACAUACAUACAUACAUCAUCGUUUACAUACAUUCAUAUAUAGAUUUACAUUUAUACACAGAGAGAUAUGGAGACAGUUAUACAGAUAGAGAGACAGCUACACAGAUAGGCAAACAGAUAAUUGAACAGACAUAUAUGCAGAGAGAAAAUACACUGAGAGAAAGACUGAUAGACAAAUAAAAAGAUUCAAAUCAGUUAAAUAGAUACUGAGAUAGGUAGUCAAGCAGAUAGAAGCACAACCAAAAGAAAACUUCAGAGGCAGAAUAGUUAUAUAAACAAAUAGACAAACAGAACAAAACUACAUAUUCUUGGUAAGGAACAUUACAAAUAUUCCAUACUUUACAGAAGCAUUGCAUUUCUGAAAAAUCUUGCUGUAAUGAAAUUACAAAACAUGAAACUACUUUCCCAUAUUGACUUCUGAUAUGUAACAUGGAUGUCAGUGUGUUUCUUUCUUGAGUCAUUUGAGACAAUAAGAAAAUAGUUUACACAUUAUGGAAUUCUACAUUUUGGUAAGAUUUUUCAAGAAUGUCAACAGUUCCAUAACAUAGGGAAUAUCUGUAUAUAUGCAUGUACAGUAUAGCUUUUCUGAAACCUUUAGUUCCAGAGCAAUUCCAGAUUACUGAUUUUUCUGAACCAGGGGUGAUCAGACCCUAAAUUAAACAAAUAUUAAAUUUGCAUAAAUGAUACAAGUUUAUUGAUAUUUCACUGUAUGAGGUAGUAGUAAAUUAGUUUGGUGGCUGUGGAAAUUUGAAGUUAGUGUGAAUGAUAAGAGGUUCCAGACCAUCUGUACCUGGAAGUCGGUGUUGUACUUGUAUACACCUACUGAAACAUACAAACUAAAUAGACAGUAAACAUUUAUCAGAAUAGUGAUUGAUUUUCUAUAGAGUUAAGAACGAAUAACAAAAGUGGGGACAACAGUAUAAAAUAUUACAAAUAACAAAAUAUUUAUGAAUUAUUCUUCUGGUACAUAAAUUUGUAGGGUUGUACUGUCAAUUGGACAUAUGUAUAUUAUAUAUGCUGUAAUUGUGACUUUGAUAAGUUUUUAAAUUUGGAUUACAGAACUGGUUGUGUAGUUAAGAAAUUUGUUUCAGGUUGACAAACAUCUUGUGAGUGGAAUAGGAACUGUACAGAAGCAUAUCAUAUAUACAUAUAUGAGGGAAUGCUGAAAAGUUCCUGGCUUUGAGUAAAAGAACAAACAGGAAGAUCAGUUAAUUAUGAUUUUAUUCAAUAUAUUUCCUUUCAGAUUCACACUUAUUGCAGCAGUCCUUCAGUUUUUCUAAGCCCUCUAAGAGAACUCGGAAACUUGUGCCUCCAACCAGGCCUUUCAUGAUAUCCUUAAAGCCAGGAAUUUUUCAA
Molecule: messenger RNA, 4870 nt
Organism: Octopus bimaculoides (California two-spot octopus)
Lineage: Eukaryota; Metazoa; Mollusca; Cephalopoda; Octopoda; Octopodidae
Biological process (GO): regulation of transcription by RNA polymerase II
Cellular component (GO): nucleus
Molecular function (GO): DNA-binding transcription factor activity; RNA polymerase II cis-regulatory region sequence-specific DNA binding
Source: RefSeq, a predicted model, not a curated record